Molecule: messenger RNA, 2052 nt
Organism: Engraulis encrasicolus (European anchovy)
Lineage: Eukaryota; Metazoa; Chordata; Actinopteri; Clupeiformes; Engraulidae
Gene: myf5
Product: myogenic factor 5
Exons: 3
Coding region: 467-1306 (279 amino acids)
Biological process (GO): muscle organ development; regulation of transcription by RNA polymerase II; positive regulation of skeletal muscle fiber development
Molecular function (GO): RNA polymerase II cis-regulatory region sequence-specific DNA binding; protein dimerization activity; DNA-binding transcription factor activity, RNA polymerase II-specific
Source: RefSeq, a predicted model, not a curated record
ACACCACUCACACUGCUGCAAGACACCAGGGUGUCUCUGUCUCUGUCUCUGUGUGGGUCUCUCAGUGUGUGUCGGUCAGUCUCUCUUGAGGUUCGGCCUCUCUCGGCAUCUCUCUCCAAGGAAUCACUACUUCCAGAGGAUUCAGCCACGGGGUGUCCACCAGAGAUCCCCCAGCAGCAGCCCAGCCAGCAGGCCCGCAACCAGCCUCCCAGCCAGCCAACCAGCCAGGCUCGUCCAUCUUGAACGUUCUCUCCAGAGGCAUCAAAACUGCCAGGCUUUUCUCCCUCCAAGACUCCUGAAAAGCUCAUCUGAAUCUGAAUUACCUUGCCAAUCUCUGGAGGACACAACAGAACUUUCUGCCGAGAUAUCAGUAUUACCACAACUACAGAUCCAACACAACAUCCACAACUCAGCAACUGUAGCCAUCACCAGCACCACCAUCACCCCUACCACCACCACAUCCGCCAUGGACAUCUUCUCCUCCUCCUCGCAGGUCUUCUACGACAGCAGCGGCGGGGCGUGCAGCGCCUCCUCUCCCGAGGGCCUAGACUUCGGCUCCGCCGCCGAGCUGGCCGCCGGUUCCUCGGAGGACGAGCACGUACGGGUCCCGGGCGGCGGCGGCGGUCCGGGCCACCAGCCGGGCCACUGCCUCCAGUGGGCCUGCAAGGCCUGCAAGCGCAAGGCCAGCACCGUGGACCGACGCCGGGCCGCCACCAUGCGCGAGCGCCGGCGCCUGAAGAAGGUGAACCAGGCCUUCGAGGCGCUGCGCCGCUGCACCUCGGCCAACCCCAGCCAGCGGCUGCCCAAGGUGGAGAUCCUGAGGAACGCCAUCCAGUACAUCGAGAGCCUCCAGGACCUGUUGCAGGAGCAGGUGGAGUGCUAUUACGGGCUGCCCAGCGGAGCGGCCGCCGCCAUGGUGACUGGGGUCGGUGGCGUCGGUGCCGGGGAGAGCGGAUCGGAGCCGGCGAGCCCGUCGUCCAGCUGCUCCGACAGUAUGAUUGACUGUAACAGCCCGAUGUGGACCCAGAUCAAUGCACAUUACGGAAACGCAUACAGCUACGAGACACAGAAUGCCAUGGUGGACAGGUCCAGCCACCACGGCGCAUCGUCCAGCCUGCAGUGCUUAUCCAGCAUCGUGGACCGUCUGUCCUCGGUGGAGGCGGCAACGGCGGCGGCGGCAGUGGCGACGGGCCCUCUGGCCGUCGUGAGGGAUAUGGUUACCCUCUCACCCACCGGCUCCACCACAGACUCGCCCCCCGCUACGCCAGACAGCGUAGGCACAAGACCGGUCUACCACGUGCUGUGAGGUGGCUGCAGCCAUCAGAGCCAGGGAGGGGAGUCUGUGUUUUUUAACGUGUGUGUGUGUGGGAGAGUAUGGGGGUGAGUGUUGCCGAGGGUAUGUUUGCACGAGUCUGAGCGAGCGCAUGUCCGUGUGUGUGUGUGUGUUUGCGUGCGAGAGAGAGGGUGUGUGUGUGUGUGUAUGCAUGUGUGUCUGGGUGUGAAGUGUGUCGAGUUGAGGGGGUUGGGAAAUGCUACAGAGUCUCAGCUUCCCAUUUGCCUGCCUUUCUGCCUGCCUACCUACCUUGCCAUCAAACUACACAGGCUGAGUCAGUCGCCCACACAGCACCUCUCAUGUUCAGAAGGGCUUUUGUGCGUGACUAAAAUAGUUGUCAUGUUAAACUCACACAGUGGGAGAGAAAGACAAAACAAGAAAAAAAAUAUUGCUUCAGCAUGCACAAGUUACGUGCUACGAAACAAGCCUAUAUCAUGCUAAAUCAAACAGGUGGUUUGAAAAAAAACAUUACAGAUAUUGUCUUAUAUGUCUCAACCAAUGCCAAGAAUUAAGCAACUCAUGUAAUCUCGUUAAUCAUUGUGAUGUACAUAAAAUUGUAAAUAUGUAUUUUAAAUGACAAUAAUAAUUUUGUAUUCCUUUUCUGUAUCAAAUCUGUCAUAUUUAAUUGAGCAUUUCUUGGCCUUGCCUCGCCUUCACUUAUUUUUGUUAACUAUAAAUCGGUUGUAUUUAAAUGAUUGAAUUCCUUGCAUUUCUGUCAU